AUGUCGAGCGAAUCGCCAUUACCCCAGCCGGUCAAGAACGUCGUUGUUGAUACAGCUUCCCUCCCUGCUUCAUCAUCCGCGUCAGUCUGGGACCGUAUCUCGAAAUGGGUGUCCGAAAAUAAGGCGCUGGUCUAUACCAUUGCUGGUGUUGCCGUGGUCGUGACCAGCGCAGGUGUUGUAUACUACCUCUCCGACUCCGGCCGGACCGUCCCAGCACCGGCACCCACAGAAAAGAAGAAGAGCAAGAACCAGCGUCGCAAGGAGAAGAAGAAGGCGGAGGAGGAAAAGAAAGCAAAGGCCGCUACCGUUCAAGAGGAACAAGUUCCCAAGAAGGCCGAGGAGGCUUCGGAAGAGCUGCCUGAAGUCGACGAGACGACUGUUGAUCAGUUGUCGGAUGAGACCCGGAAAGCUUAUGCUGCCAAGCUCAAGGCCGCUGGAAACAAGGCUUAUGGCUCCAAGGAUUACAACAGGGCUAUCGACCUCUACGGAAAGGCGAUCAUUUGUAAACCCGACCCUGUCUUUUACUCGAACCGCGCUGCCUGCUACAAUGUCCUUUCGGAGUGGGAAAAGGUCGUUGAGGACACUAGCGCUGCGCUGGCAAUGGACAGCGAGUACGUCAAGGCCUUGAAUAGGAGAGCUAUUGCGUACGAACAUCUCGAGAAGUACAGCGAGGCCCUUCUCGACUUCACCGCCAGCUGCAUCAUCGACGGAUUCUCCAAUGAUGUCAGCCGCAACGCGCUGGAAAGACUCCUAAAGAAGGUUGCAGAGAGGAAAGCAAAGGCUAUCUUGGAAGCCAAGGGCCGCAAACUCCCUAGCCCUACCUUCGUUUCCAAUUACCUCCAGAGUUUCCGCCCCCAGCCUCUUCCCGAAGGUCUUGAAGAGUCAGCAGAUCUCAGUGAGGAGUCUGGCAAAGGUCAGCUGCGCAAGGGUCUGGUCGCCAUGACCAAGAAGACCGGAGACGGCUACGAAGAAGCUGCUGGUGCUUUCGAGAAGGCCUUGGAACUCGGUGAUCUGGGUGAAUACGAAGCGUUGGCACUCAACAUGAGAGCCACCUUCACCUACCUCGAGGGCAACGCUCAGUCGGCCCUGGCUGAUCUUAACAAGAGUAUUGAAUUGCAGCCAUCGUUGGUUCAGAGCUAUAUCAAGCGCGCCAGCUUACACCUCGAGCUUGGCAACAAGGACGCCGCAGCCGACGAUUUUGAGCUCGCCAUCACCCACAACAAGGACGAUCCCGAUAUCUAUUACCACCGCGCCCAGCUUCACUUCAUUCUUGGAGAAUUCGCCGAAGCCGCCAAGGACUAUCAGAAGUCGAUCGACCUCGACCGCACCUUUAUCUUCUCCCAUAUUCAGUUGGGUGUGACGCAGUACAAGAUGGGCUCUGUUGCCUCAGCCAUGGCUACAUUCCGUCGGUCCGUGAAGAAUUUUGAGGACGUACCGGAUGUCUACAACUACUAUGGCGAGCUUCUUUUAGACCAGCAGAAUUUCUCCGAGGCCAUUGAGAAGUUCGACAAGGCCGUGGAGAUGGAGAAGCAGAGCAAGCCAAUGGGAAUCAAUGUCCUACCCCUGAUCAACAAGGCCCUUGCGCUGUUCCAGUGGAAGCAUGACUUCCAGGAAGCCGAGAACCUUUGCCAGAAGGCUCUAAUCAUCGACCCCGAGUGUGAUAUUGCUGUGGGAACCAUGGCCCAACUCCUUCUUCAACAGGGUAAGGUUUCGCAGGCGCUCAAGUACUUCGAACGGGCCGCAGAGCUGGCUCGUACGGAGGCGGAGAUCGUCAACGCCAUCUCGUAUGCCGAGGCCACUCGGACACAGUUGGAAGUCCAGGAGAGGUACCCUCAGCUGGCAGCGCGUCUGCAGUCCAUGGGUGCUGGCUUGGGCGGACCUCCUGGUCUGUGA
Molecule: messenger RNA, 1893 nt
Organism: Aspergillus udagawae
Lineage: Eukaryota; Fungi; Ascomycota; Eurotiomycetes; Eurotiales; Aspergillaceae
Gene: tom70
Product: putative mitochondrial outer membrane translocase receptor (TOM70)
Exons: 5
Coding region: 1-1893 (630 amino acids)
Biological process (GO): intracellular protein transport
Cellular component (GO): mitochondrial outer membrane
Molecular function (GO): protein binding; protein-transporting ATPase activity
Source: RefSeq, a predicted model, not a curated record